This is a messenger RNA of Ornithodoros turicata, 764 nucleotides long. RefSeq lists its product as uncharacterized. The coding region runs from base 74 to 697 and encodes 207 amino acids. The record is from RefSeq and is a predicted model, not a curated record. NCBI's taxonomy places the organism in Eukaryota, Metazoa, Arthropoda, Arachnida, Ixodida, Argasidae. The transcript has 2 exons.
GUGCCGGAAGGCCCUCUCAGACUUCCCACGCCAGAGGCUUCCUUUUCUGGUGGUACCAGAAUUAAAUGCUGAAAUGAAGUCUCUGGUGCGGGGGGCACCAAGGGACAGGAAGGCCCUCCUGUCACCGGACGGUGACACCGACCACAGCAGCGCCACUCAGAGGGACCAGGCCCUCCGAGACGCACAGGCCUCGGUGAUCUCAUCGAUCAGUCCGCUUGUGGCCCUCCUCGAGCGUUGUGCGGACCGUGAACCCACGGCGCAGGAUGAUGUCCCCAGCGGCCAAGUGGAGAGACGGGUCAUUGCUGACCACCUGGCGGCGACCAUCUCCCACCUCGGCCGCCUCUUCACCUGCCUAGGCAAUGAACGGCGGGACAACAUCCUGGGGCGCAUUGCUCCGGACCUGCGUUCCCUCGGGUCUAAGGACCCCCAACCCGAGGACGAGGGGACGUCGCAGCUGUUUGGGCAGCGCUUCCUAGAUCAACUUCGCACCCGGAAUGAAACGUUCCGGGUGUUCAAAGAGGCCCGCCAGGAACCCACACGCCAGCCGAUGCAGGAACCGGCAGCCAAACGCCCCAGAACAGCAGGCGGUGGCCCCAGUACCUUUCGGCGCCAGCCCAUACCCUUUCCAGGGAGGCCCUUCCCGGGGGGCUUCCAGGGAAGGGCACCACCAGGCCCAAGAGGUCGAGGCAGAGUAUGACCUUAGGCCAUCAGUCUAACCAACCUCGUUACUAUGGCCAAUAAAUGUAGUUGUGCACACCCUCGUA